Messenger RNA from Contarinia nasturtii (swede midge), 1649 nucleotides. Its product is annotated as glucose dehydrogenase [FAD, quinone]-like. The record is from RefSeq and is a predicted model, not a curated record. The transcript is spliced from 4 exons. The annotation marks the transcript as partial. Gene Ontology annotation, molecular function: ecdysone oxidase activity; flavin adenine dinucleotide binding. Lineage: Eukaryota; Metazoa; Arthropoda; Insecta; Diptera; Cecidomyiidae.
ACGGUGAAGUGUUUGAUUUCGUGGUGGCUGGUGCUGGAUGGGCCGGAUGUGUGGUUGCGAAUCGCUUGAGUGAAAAUUCAAAAUGGAAAGUUUUAUUGGUGGAAGCUGGUGGCGAUCCGCCUUUUGAAUCCGAAGUGCCGGUGAUGCUGGAAGCUCAUCAGCACACCGAAUAUGAUUGGCGAUUUUAUGCCGAAUCAAAUACAUCAUGUAAAGCAUUAUCGGAUGGAAAGUGUUUUUGGCCGCGUGGAAAGUGCUUGGGUGGUACAUCGUCUAUAAAUGCAAUGCUUUAUGUUCGUGGUAACGUUCGCGAUUUCGAUCGCUGGGCUGAGAUGGGAAACAAUGGAUGGGAUUACGACAGUGUUUUGCCGUUUUUCAAAAAAUGCGAAAACAAUCACUUUUCACAAUUUGUUUACAAAGACAAUGGACGAUAUCACAGUGACGCAGGUCCAUUAAAUAUCGAUUUUUACGGCGAUAAUCCAGUGGCAAAAACGUUCAUAGAUGCUGGAAUCGAAGACGGUUACAAAUUCAUAAGUAACAUAAACGCCGAUGAAUAUAUUGGAUACACAAAAGUGCAAGGCACCUGUUAUCAGGGUCGUCGACAAAGUUCGGCCAAAGUAUUUUUGGCAACGGCAAAAAAUCGAACAAAUCUUCAUGUGCUGAAAUAUGGUCUCGUUCAAAAGGUUCUGCUAAACGAAACGAAUGGAGCCUACGGCAUUGAGUAUGUCCGUAAUGGAAAGAUCAUAAAAGCCUAUGCCAAAAAAGAAGUUAUUUUAUCAGCCGGAGUGAUCAUGUCGCCGGUGGUUUUAAUGCUGUCUGGCAUUGGUCCGAAAGAAGACUUGGAAAAGCAUAAUAUUGCACCAAAGUGUGAUUUGCCGGUUGGAAAAAACCUUCUCGAUCAUGUUCACGUUGAUCCACCCACUGCUACCGAUAACAUUUACAAUUUUGCGAUUCAUGGUACAGGUGGAUUGACAAACUUUGGCGUUGGCACUUUAUCCGCAUUCAUUAAUACAGACAAAGCCGAAAAAUUUCCGAAUAUUCAAUUGGCGUACUUUUGGUUUACGGAAAAUGCACCCAACCUGCCUACUUACAUAAAAGGACGUCCGCUUAGUGAUGAAAUUGCUAAAAAGCUAAUGGAAGUUAAUCAAAAUCAUGACAUUGGAGUGGUUGCCAUAUCACUACUUCAUCCGAAUUCAACGGGUUCCAUACAAUUGAACAGUAGCUCGAUUCAUGACAAGACAAACAUUUAUCCAAACUAUUUUAACGUGCCAAGUGAUUUAAAAACGAUGAUCAGUGCUAUUCGUCAUCAAAUUUUUUACACGAAUAGUCAGUCUUAUUCGGCGAAACAUGGAGAGGUUAUUAUGUUUCCAUUGAAGGAAUGCAGUGGAAUUGAGUAUGAUAGCGAUGAAUAUUGGAAAUGCUAUAUCACGUACAUGGCUGCAACUGAAUACCAUCAUGUCGGUACCUGCAAAAUGGGCACACAAUCAGAUCGGGAUUCAGUGGUUGAUGAAAGACUUAGAGUUCACAGCGUAUAUGGACUUCGUGUCUGCGACGCAAGCAUAAUGCCAAUACAGGUGUCAAGACAUACAAAUGCACCAGCGAUGAUGAUUGGAGAAAAGGGGGCCGAUUUCAUUAAAAAUGAUUAUUUGUAA